AUGGAAGGUCUCCUCGACGACGCUGAAUACGGUUCUGUUUCGGAAUCAUGGUGGAUUUUCCUGGACGACGAUGGCCCAAAUUUCUUUCUCGCCCACAAUCUGUCGGAAGGCCGCGACUUCGAGGAACUUCAGAAGAACCGCUUCCUUGGAGUUCGGUCCCUCUCCCAGAUAAACCAAAUUACAAGAAUCAUGGCUCGCAACAGAUUCUCUCCUCUGCCGUUCUACGCCUCUCGAUCAUCAUCCGCCCCACACGUUCUGAUCUUUCCUGGGAUCGACCAUAUAGGAGCCAACUUCCCCGAUCAUCCUAUAGAAUGUUUCGAGUCAGCUGUGCGAUGCAAAACACAACAUUUCUCACGGUUUCUGCAAUCUUUCACGACCAUAACCACAUGCGGUGGCUUUUAUUCCCUUCUGAAGUACUCCGAAGCUGGAAUCAGAUGUUUGACCAUGGCUUUUCCGAACCUCAAGGCCGUAUUGGUGCCUCAAUGUUGGCCCAAACAGACAGAUUCGCCUGAGCCUCGAAAAGAUCAUUAUCAUGCUGAUCUUCUCAUCGUCGAAGCAAGUUCAUACGGCGAAUAUAUGCACGUACAGGAUUUGCACCGUAGUGCAACUGUACUGAAGCCACUCUGGGAGAAACAUAUCCGUUUGAUCGGUACGAGGAAACAAACAGAUAGCUUAUCAUUUGAGGACGCGAAUUCAAGAGAAAACCAAAUUCUCGAGCUGGUUCAGACGUCACAGGGCCUGCGCAUGCGGAUGCUGGACCCCGAAUGCCCACAUUGCAAGGUCUGA
This is a messenger RNA of Colletotrichum gloeosporioides, 786 nucleotides long. RefSeq lists its product as uncharacterized. The transcript has a single exon. The coding region runs from base 1 to 786 and encodes 261 amino acids. NCBI's taxonomy places the organism in Eukaryota, Fungi, Ascomycota, Sordariomycetes, Glomerellales, Glomerellaceae. The record is from RefSeq and is a predicted model, not a curated record.